GGAAAACUCCGCGGUCUGAUUGGCCCCUCCACAUGCCAAUAAGGCAAACCCCGCGCUCUGAUUGGCCGCUCCACACGCUCCCCGCCGUCCGGAAAUCCCGGUUAUUUUUGCCGGUUCCCCCUUUCCCAUUGGCUACAGCGCCCGCCAAUCACCGCCGUUCAAACCGGCGGCCCCGCUCCUUUCCGCCGACCGUUACGACGCAAACAACGCGCCGAGGCCCUGCCCCCUGAUCCCUUCCCUUCACGAAUCCGCCAAUCAGCUCGCACAGCCCGCCCUUUCCCUAGCUGUUGAUUGGCCACUGUUCUACCAGCGCGGUGCUGAUUGGUUUUUGCGCCGGUGGGCGGGGCCUGCGCGCGGCCGAGGUGAUAAAGGCGGCGGCGCGAGCGGGGGGAGCCCUCAGCGCGGCGGGCGGGCGGCGGCGCCGGAGGAGGGACCGCGCUGCCGGGGGAGGGGACAGGGGGCGACCCCCGGCCUCCCCCCGCCCCAGGGUCACCCCCACACCGCGGGGACCCCCGCACGACCUGCGGGACAUCCUCAGGGAGCCGCUUCCUGCUCGGAACCAGCCCGGACAGGCCGGGGCCCAGCCCGGCGCCAUGGAGCCCCGAGGUGGUGCCUGGCAGACCCCCAACGCCGAGAACCUGCCCCCCCAGACGCUGCGCCUGCUCUGCAGGGAGGUUUCCCUGCUCAGCGCCGACCCCCCCGACGGCAUCAAGGUGUUCCCCAACGACGAGGACGUGACCGACCUGCAGGUGGCCAUCGAGGGGCCAGAGGGCACCCCGUACGCGGGGGGGCUGUUCCGCAUGAAGCUGGUGCUGGGCAAGGAUUUCCCGGCCGCCCCCCCCAAGGGAUUCUUCCUGACCAAAAUCUUCCACCCCAACGUGGGGCCCAGCGGGGAGAUCUGCGUGAACGUGCUGAAACGGGACUGGAGGGCCGAGCUGGGGCUGAGACACGUGCUGCUGACCAUCAAAUGCCUGCUGAUCCAGCCCAACCCCGAGUCGGCGCUGAACGAGGAGGCGGCGCGGCUGCUGCUCGAGGACUUUGAGCGCUUCGCCGCCCGCGCGCGCCUGCUGACCGACAUCCACGCGCGGGGCCCCCCGCCCGCAGCCCCCUCCCCACCGCGCGGGGACCCCCCGGCCCCGGGGCCCUCGGGCGCCGCCCCCGCGCCCCCCGACGGCCCCGUGCCCAAGAAGCACGCGGGGGACAGGAAGGCGCCCCCCAAGAAAAAAACGGGGGACAAGAAACGCGCCCUGCGCCGGCUCUGAGCGCCGCGAGACCCCAGACCCAAUUGGGGACGGGGGGUGAGAGAGCCCAGGCUGAAUGCGGGGGGGCCCAGACUCAAUUUGGGGAGGGGGAAACGCCCCAGACUCAAUUUUGGGGGUCCCAGACUCAAUUUUGGGGGUCCCAGACUCAAUUUGGGGAGGGGGAAAUGCCCCAGACUCAAUUUUGGGGGUCCCAGACUCAAUUUUGGGGGUCCCAGACUCAAUUUGGGGAGGGGGAAACGCCCCAGACUCAAUUUUGGGGGUCCCAGACUCGAUUUUGGGGGUCCCAGUCUCGAUUUGGGGAGGGGGAAACACCCCAGACUCGAUUCUGGGGAGGCUGAGACCUCAAAGAUUCAAUUUUGGGGGAUGGAGACCCCAGACUCAAUUUAAGGGGGUAUCUGAGACCCCAGAGUCGAUUUAGGGGGUCCCAGACUCAAUUUGGGGAGGGGGAAAGACCCCCAGAGUUAAUUUUGGGGCUCUGAGACUUGCCAGGCUUUAGUUGAGAGGGGAGACCCCAGACUCAAUUUUGGGGAUCCCAGAUUUAAUUUGGGGGUGGGGGGGAAGAGACCCCAGGCUCAAUUUUGGAUGGGGGAAGGAGACCCCAGACUCAAUUUAGGGGGGGGUCCCAGAGACCCAACCCCCCUGCCCAGACUCAUUUUGGGGGUCCCCAACCUCCCCCAGACCCAUUUUGGGAACCCCAACCCCCCCAGACCCAUUUUGGGGGGUCCCCGUUGCCCCCAGAGCCAUUUUGGGGGUCCCAAUCCACCCCCAGACCCAUUUUGGGAGCCUCAAAACCCCUUUGACACCCCCAGCCCCAUUUUGGGGUUCCCCAGAGCCCCCAGACCCAUUUUGGGGGGGGGGGGAGGGGAUUUUUGGGGGCGGGGGGGGCGGGGCCGCCCCUCCCCCACUUUAAGUUAUUUUAAGUUAUGUGGGAAAAGCCCCAAAAAGGUGAAAAACGCCCCCAAAAAAAUCCCCAAAAAUUCCCCCCAAAAAAAUCCCAAAAAGUUCCCAUUAAAGGCUUGGUUUUGUAACAGA
Molecule: messenger RNA, 2294 nt
Organism: Zonotrichia leucophrys gambelii
Lineage: Eukaryota; Metazoa; Chordata; Aves; Passeriformes; Passerellidae
Gene: UBE2S
Product: ubiquitin conjugating enzyme E2 S
Exons: 5
Coding region: 594-1262 (222 amino acids)
Source: RefSeq, a predicted model, not a curated record